GCAAAAUAUGUCACGGUUCUGUUGUCAUAGAGCAUCAGAGAGCUUUUGUGAAUUUAAACUGACAUCAAGACAGUACGAUUACUUGCUAGACUGAACUCGGAACGGGUGUACAAGGGCUGAUCUUCAAAAUGUGAAGAAAGAUUACAUUAGAAAUAAUUCCGAGCGACCUUGGGGAACAAGUCAGAGCAGAUGUUGAUCCCUGGAGUCAGUUCGUCUCUACCUCUCAGUUGGCGCUAGACCACCACAAUGAAGCUAAGAGGUAUUUUGGUCGUCUUCAUCGUGUUCCAAGGCGCCUACGCAUUGGACAACGGUUUAGCACUCACCCCACCCAUGGGUUGGAUGACCUGGCAAAGGUUCAGAUGCAAUACGGACUGUACAAAAUAUCCUGACGAAUGUAUAAGUGAAAAAUUAAUAAGGAGAACAGCGGAUGCCAUGGUAAGAGAAGGAUAUCUAGAAGCUGGAUAUGAAUACAUUGUUAUUGAUGACUGUUGGCUAGACAUGAAUAGAACAAGUACCGGCAAUUUGCAAGCGAACUAUACUAGGUUCCCUCAUGGCAUGGUAUCCUUAAUUAAUUAUGUACACAUGAAAGGGCUAAAAUUCGGAAUUUAUGAAAAUUAUGGCAACAAAACAUGUGCUGGUUAUCCAGGGUUAUAUGGCUAUGAAAAAGAAGAUGCAUAUAUGUUUGCUGAAUGGCAAAUUGAUUACUUAAAAGUAGAUGGCUGCUACUAUUAUGGAAAAGAGUAUGCGGCAGAUUAUGAAAAGUUUAAAAGGAUUUUAAACCAGACAGGACAUCCCAUUGUUUAUUCCUGCAGCUAUCCUGCAUACACAGAUAUGGAAAGUAUACCUACAGAUUUUUCAAUUUUGUCAGAAAAUUGCAAUCUCUGGAGAAAUUAUGAUGACAUCCAAGACUCGUGGAAUAGCGUCACAGAUAUACUAGAUUAUUUUGCUCUUAAGCAGGAUUACAUUGCACAGUUUGCUGGACCAGGACAUUGGAACGAUCCCGACAUGUUGCUUAUUGGAAACUUUGGGUUAAGUUACGAACAGUCUAAGGUACAAAUGGCGUUGUGGUCAAUUUUAGCUGCCCCUCUGUUAAUGUCAACUGACCUAGACAAAAUAAGACCAGAAUAUGCUGAUAUUCUUAAAAACAAAAAGAUAAUUGCUGUUAACCAAGAUCCAUUAGGCAUUCAAGGUUUAAGAGUGUUAAGACAAAACAAAAUUGAAGUGUGGACAAGGAAAGUAACUCCUGCAAAUGAUACUGAAUACUCUUACGCAAUUGCAAUAUACAGUCGCCGCACGGAUGGUUCCCCGUAUGAAUUUGUAACAACAUUAGAAAAAAUUGGAUUAAAGUAUGCCAAAGGAUAUACUCUUGAGGACUUGUAUGAUGAAGUGCAAUACACACCGGUAUAUUAUCCAGAAUCUACACUAACCAUUCGAGUAAAUCCUUCAGGUGUUGUCUUUAUGAAGGCUUCUCUUGUACUGACACCAUAACUUAUUAUCAAAGAUUGAAUUUUACAAAAUAAAAAGCUUUAUCAAUGGUU
Cimex lectularius (bed bug) is the source of this 1538-nucleotide messenger RNA. Its product is annotated as alpha-N-acetylgalactosaminidase-like. Gene Ontology annotation, biological process: glycoside catabolic process; oligosaccharide metabolic process; glycosylceramide catabolic process. Gene Ontology annotation, cellular component: cytoplasm. The record is from RefSeq and is a predicted model, not a curated record. Gene Ontology annotation, molecular function: alpha-galactosidase activity. NCBI's taxonomy places the organism in Eukaryota, Metazoa, Arthropoda, Insecta, Hemiptera, Cimicidae. The transcript has 11 exons. The coding region runs from base 247 to 1488 and encodes 413 amino acids.